This is a messenger RNA of Xenia sp. Carnegie-2017, 1854 nucleotides long. RefSeq lists its product as uncharacterized. Bases 1 to 1854 code for a protein of 617 amino acids. The record is from RefSeq and is a predicted model, not a curated record. Lineage: Eukaryota; Metazoa; Cnidaria; Anthozoa; Malacalcyonacea; Xeniidae. The transcript has 2 exons. Gene Ontology annotation, molecular function: catalytic activity.
AUGGCGUACAGACGUGUUUUUGCAGUCGUGCUUCAAUUGACUUUUAUCAGUGUUUUACUUGGCCAAUUUACUUCAAUUACACCUGAAUUCGAUCGCUCUACAGUCAGAUUCUUCAUUGGGAAGGAAAUAUCUGCUGCACCUACGCUCGACUGUAAGUCAAAGCCUUCGAAAUGCACACCUUGCGAUUUGAAUUUGAAGCUACAGGCGUUGUUGCGGUUCGUCAAGCUUGGCCAAUUUUGUCUGUGUAUUCUUCUAUCUGGCGAUAUUGCUGUCAAUCCAGGACCUAAUAACCUUCAACCUCCUGCAGGCUUCAGAGGCUUAUCAGUCUGCCACUGGAACAUCCAAAGACUGACUGACACCAAAUUGGAAGAAAUAUCUCUAAUGCUCACCUCGAACAACAACAAUGCCACUAAACUCGACGUCUUAAUUCUCACUGAGACGUUCGGAUCUAGUAAAAUUCCAGACAGCUAUUACAUGAUACCCGGCUACACAUUACACAGAAAAGAUCGAAUCGGGAAGAAAGGUGGCGGCAUAAUUGCGUAUGUAAAUGAAAAAGUUAUGGCUUCACGUCGAAGAGAUUUGGAACUGGAUGAUCUUGAAACUCUCUGGCUUCAAAUUUGUCCUCAUAAAUCAAAGAGACCGAUUUUGAUAUCUGGUGUUUACCGUCCACCUUCAGCCAACAAAGAUUAUAAUGAGAGUUUGGGUAAAAAUAUUGAAAAUGCCCAUCUCCAAAACAAUGAAUUGAUUAUUCUGGGAGACUUCAAUUUAGAUUAUAUUGAUUUCAACUGUUAUUCAAAACAUUGUCUCGCAAAGGCACUGAACAGUCUUGGAUUAACGCAGAUGGUAAAUAGAGUAACAAGACCUGCCUCUGAUGCGUGCUUAGACCAUAUUUAUUCUAGUCAUCCUGCUAGAAUUAGAGAAGUAGCCAUAGGUAAAUCUGGACUUUCCGAUCACCUGCCGGUCACUAUCUUGAGGUGCUACAAAACCAUGGAUGCACAACGUAAACAACAUUCCAAAAUCAAAUACAGAAAUAUCGACAAAAUCAACAAAGAGUGCUUUCUGCGAGACUUAAGAGAAGCCCCUUGGGAUAUCUCCUUUGUUUUUCAAGAUGCCGAUAGCAUUGUUGAAUCUUGGUACAAAAUCUUUAAUGACAUUCUUGAUAAUCACGCACCUUUAAAGUUCAAGAGUGUGAAGAAAAUCAAUCAGCCGAAAUGGUUCACUAAUGAUCUAUACAACGAAAUAAAUAAACGCGAUAAUCUUCUAAAAAGGGCCAGGAGAACACAAAAUGAACACGACUGGUCUGCUUUUAAACUGAUUAAAAACAAAGUGACGAGGAAACUAAGAAAUGCGAAGGAACAGUACUUUAAAUCUCAGUUCAGUAAAAAUCAAAAAUGUCCAAAGAAACUUUGGUCUUUAAUUAAAGACCUAUCUAAAGAUACAAGGAAUAAUGACGACUCCGUUCCUAUUGCUGACGAAAACAACAACCUGAUAAAGGAUGACCAUUCAAUCGCUGAACGCUUUAACCGCUUCUUCGCUGAUGUAUAUAAACGUCUCAUAAAGGCGGCUCCUGUACUUCAUUAUGAUGCUCUUCCUGGUCCUCCAGACAAAUCUAACAGUCAAAUUGAGAAUCUUAUUCCGCAAAUAACUCCUAGUGAGGUUAACGAUUAUCUUCUAAGUAUACCUACACACAAAGCCACGGGAAUUGAUGGGCUUGGUGCCAGAGUUCUAAGGAUUGCAGCUCCUAAAAUAUCAUGCUCCAUAGCUAAAAUUAUAAAUCACUGUAUUGAAACUUGUACAUUUCCCUCACAAUGGAAAAUAGCAAAGUCUUUGAAAGACACAUCCUCAAUGCAAUGA